AUGUCCUCAAACACCGAGCAGUACUGGCGCAGGCAACUAGCUCAGACGGAGGCCGAGUACGAACAAAUCAUUCAAGGUCUCCGUGAUGAGGUGGAGCGGCAGCAACGCCGUUGCUGCGAGCUCGUGCACGAGCAGGCGAUGCAGCGCGCCACGGCUGCUGCCAAUAUCCGCGACUUUUGCCAGCAGUACGUGACGAGCGCAAAGCAGCAGCAGCAGCAGCGGGUGUGGUCGGGGACGACGGCCACGCGGAUGCCGCAGAGCGCAAAGAAGGACGUCGACAGUGUUCCCCUUCCAGUCCUCUUUGCCUUCCUGCACGAGUACAGUCACGGGUUGCUUCAGCUCCUCGAGAACAGUCGGAAGCGCCCUCGUCCAGACACGCAACUCAGCCCGCUGCAUCACCGCCUGCGUCAACGCAUGCUGGCGCGUCACUGGCGAACUGGCAGAGAAGAUGAGUUGAUGGACGAAUGGUGCAGCGGAGAGGACGGCAACGGAAGCGGCGUCGCAGCGUCGAGCAUGCCAUUGUUGAGCGCAUCAUCUUCUCCGACGUGGCCGGCCGUUCUGCCACGGUACGCGGAUCCGGAAGGAAGGCAGCAGAUGGCCCCGGCGAGCGGAAGCAGCAGUCCUGAUGGUGGCGGGUCGACAUAUCCUCGGCGCAGCGGUGACGGCACCGUCAGCAGCGGCGUGACGACCACAACGCUCUCAGCGGAUGGCACGGCAGUCCCAAUGGGAAAGGCGAGCACCGCCACAGAUGGUGAUGCCACCCACGGCGGUGGUGGUCCAGUGAUGGCUGCCUCGGUAUUUGGUCUUCCCUCACUGCUACCUCGGUAG
Molecule: messenger RNA, 828 nt
Organism: Leishmania braziliensis MHOM/BR/75/M2904
Lineage: Eukaryota; Euglenozoa; Kinetoplastea; Trypanosomatida; Trypanosomatidae
Exons: 1
Coding region: 1-828 (275 amino acids)
Source: RefSeq, a predicted model, not a curated record